Messenger RNA from Scophthalmus maximus (turbot), 5428 nucleotides. Its product is annotated as adhesion G protein-coupled receptor E5. Gene Ontology annotation, cellular component: membrane. Bases 321 to 2546 code for a protein of 741 amino acids. Gene Ontology annotation, molecular function: calcium ion binding; G protein-coupled receptor activity. Lineage: Eukaryota; Metazoa; Chordata; Actinopteri; Pleuronectiformes; Scophthalmidae. Gene Ontology annotation, biological process: adenylate cyclase-activating G protein-coupled receptor signaling pathway; cell surface receptor signaling pathway. The record is from RefSeq and is a predicted model, not a curated record. The transcript is spliced from 17 exons.
CAGACUGAAUCUGAAUCAGAAAGAGAGGAAGAAAGCUGGUGAAGGUUCACUGUUAUUUUCCUGCCACACAUAUAAAUAUCCUCUACAACCAAGAUUUAUCUUCUGCUUUUUGACUUUUUAGGGUGUUUCUUUUUGCUCGUGUACUUUGUGGAUUUUGUUGACCUUGGACCCCAGUGAAGUGAAGAGACAAUCCUGAUAUCCCUCUCGAGUUUUUGGGUGAGAUGACCGCAACUCUUACUGCUUGGACACCGACCAGAUCUACAUUUCAUUCGUUGUUCAAAUAACGUCAUCACCUGUGUGGAAUACUGUCUGCCUUUGACAUGGGGUUUGGAAAGAAGCAACUACUCCUUCUUGGAUUAACAUGUAUGCUCGGGAAAUGUUUCUCUGAUUGUGACCUGGGCUUCACCUCAGAAGGCAGAGAAUGUGUUGAUCUUGAUGAGUGCAAAGACCUAAGAUCAUGUGGGGAUCACACAAACUGCUCGAACACUUUGGGCAGCUUCUUCUGUCAGUGCGAGACUGGCUUUACGAACCUUGAAGGAGACGUUACGUUCACAGGGCUAAGUGGACAGUGCCAAGAUAAAAACGAGUGUACGGAUGAUGUCGGAAUCUGCGGCCGUACGGCCAAUUGCAUGAACCUGAUUGGGAGCUACAAGUGCACCUGCCUCCUUGGUUACAUCAACGCCAGCAGUACGCCAGGAGACUGCAGAGACAUAAAUGAAUGCGAGGCAGCUGAAAUCAACGAAGAGGACAUCUGUGGAGAGAAAGGCACGUGUAAGAACAUCAAUGGGAGUUACUGGUGCAAGUGUCCGAAAGGAUACACCAAUUACGGCACCAACAGCACGCCGUGUUCAGAGCUCGACUGUGACAGCUUCAGCGCUGAUAGUCGACCUGCAAAGGCGCUCGGAGGCUUGGCAAAUAUUUUGUCCAUGAUGAGGAACAGCUGCUUGGCUCUGUCUACUCAAAGUGCUGCUGGUGAAGCGACGGCUGAUGGAGAGGCGCUACUGGAGAAACUUUUCACAGCGACUGAGGCCAUCCUGUCCCCUGGUCAUCUGGACAGCGGUGAGGAUGUGAGCCUGUUGCUCAGUACAGUGGAAAACUCCAUUAGGUUAAUUGGUCCUCAGCUCAGAAACAACUACACCAAGAUAGAGACCACUGAGACAGAUGCAGAGAUUGCUGUUCAAAGGGGAAAAACACGACCCACUGGACCAAUCCAUUUGACCAAUGAGAACGCAACACUCAACACUGACUGGGAAACGGCGACGGGGACGGGAACAUACCCUGGCUUUGCUAUGGCUGCAUUGUUGAGCUACAAGAACCUGAAGAUCUCCGUCAACAGGUCUUUUGAGGAGCUCAAGGGACAUGAAAAAGAUGGCGUAGAUCCCUCCUUCCAGGUCGUCUCCAGAGUCGUUUCUGUCGUGGUCUCGAAUCCCUCUACUCAAAAUCUGAGCAGCUCUGUCAACAUCACACUCAAACAUCUCGAGGUCCCAGAGGAGUUCCCUGAGGUGAGAUACAUUUGUGCCUACUGGAAUGAGAGAGAGGCCUGGUCCACAGAUGGUUGCUAUGAACAGCACUCCAACGCCACACACACGGUGUGCAGAUGUGAACAUCUAAGCAGCUUCGCUGUGCUCGUGGCCCUGUACCCCGUAAAGGACACUUUCGGGCUCGACUUGGUGAACAAGAUCGGGCUGAUCGUCUCCAUAGUGUGUCUGAUGCUGAGCAUCCUGACAUUCAUGUUCUGCCGCUCCAUACAAGGGACGCGCACCACCAUCCACCUGCACCUCUGCAUCUGCCUCUUAUUUGCUGACAUCAUCUUUCUGGCUGGCAUUUCUCAAACUCAACCUGUGGGCGCCUGCCGGUUUGUUGCGGCGAUGCUCCAUUACUUCUUCUUGGCAGUCUUCACCUGGAUGUUGUUGGAAGGUGUGCAGCUCUACCGAAUGGUGGUCCUGGUGUUCAACGCCACCAUUCGCCCUCUCUACCUAUUUGUCUGGGGUUACGGGACGCCCCUUGUCAUCGUCAUUAUAUCUGCUACCAUCAGACCAGAGGGAUACGGCUCUGACCAGCUCUGCUGGCUGUCUCUGAAAGAUGGCCUCAUCUGGAGCUUCCUUGGCCCCGUGUGCUUCAUCAUCAUCGUCAAUGUCUUGUUCUUCACCAUCACUGUUUGGAAGCUCGCCCAGAAGUUCACCAGCCUCAACCCAGAGCUCUCCCAGCUACACAAAAUCAAAGCAUUCACAGUGACAGCUAUAGCCCAGAUGUGUAUACUGGGUCUGAUGUGGGUGUUUGGGGCCUUGCUGUUCCAGGAGGGCGCCACACAUACCGCAACCGUGGCGCCAUAUAUCUUCACUCUCCUGAACAGCAUACAGGGGGCGCUGGUGUUCAUCCUGCACUGCCUCCUGUCUAAACAGGUGAGAGAGGAGUACACACAUUUCCUCUCCUGCAUCUGCACGCCACAGAAGAAGAGAUACUCAGACUUCAGCAGCACCAAUCCCUCCAGUAGUCAGUCACGAGGUUCUGGAAAUGGGCGUAGCACCGGAGAAUCCCGGAUAUAAAGGGCUUGGUCUUUUAUUCCUCUCCAAGGAGAUAAUGCUAAGAGCUAAGUUAGCCCUGAUUUGAAGGAUUUUGAUAUGAAAUAAAAAUUCAGACAUUACUUAUUCACCUUAAUCUCAGUUUAAGCUCUGGUUUUGCUGUAAAACCAGUGUUUUUUAUCAACCUGAGUUGUGACAAAAAUGAACACACUAGGAAAAAAGACGGCGACAACAUUAAAGGAAUAGCCAAAUUGAGGACCAUCCUCAAGGUCCCUUUAAUUCUACUAGUCUCUGAACUGUACUGGAGGGAAGGACACAAUUCUUCCAAAAGAUAUCUUCUCAUUUGGUGUUUUGAUAAUAACGGUGAAGACACUGUCUAGGACGCUAGUCCAGAAUCUCCCACAGAUGUUUAAUUGCAAAGGCCAUGACAUAUGAAUCCAUAUGAUUCUCAAGCUCAUGAAACCAUUCAGUGACCCCCAUCAUGUCCUAUGGCUGGAGGCAUUGUCACCCUGUAUUUCCACUCAUAUCAUUUAGUUUGUCACAACAUGGUACACCAAAUCGUGUGUUUAUUUAUUUUUUCCAUUUUCUCACAUAUUACUUUUUUUUUCUUGUGGUACACCUGGGAGUUUUUAUCUGUUCAGGCCUCUAAAGUCACCAAGACAGAACCCCCUGCACCAGGGGGUCGCUCUAUGGCUCGGCUGUAAAUGGGUCAAGAGGCAAACAUGUUGGGCACCGCUGCUUUAAACACACAUCAAACUUGUAUCAGUAGUUACAUCCUACCGAAGUCAAUGGGCAAAGUUUUGAGCCCCUCGAAACCCACUAUUCUAAAUCUAACAGUAUAAGUAUCAUCAUAGAUAGAUAGAUAGAUAGAUGGAUAGAUAGAUAGAUAGAUAGAUAGAUAGAUAGAUAGAUAGAUAGGUACUCUAUUUAUCCCAAGCUGGGAAAUUCCGGUGUUACAGCAGCUGUUUUCACACACCACACUUUAAAUAUAUACACAAUAUAUACAAAAACAUAUAGAAAAAGGAUAAUAGAUAUAAAGUAUUAAUAGUAGGAAUAGUGCAGUAGUACAGUCAGUUACCAGUAGCGUGCAGAGGAACAUGGUAACAUGAAGGUGCAAAUGUGCCGUGAUUUUUGUUUUAGUUUAGUUUAAACAGAGUCCAGAGUCUAUCUGUCAGAUUUCCUGUAACGGUCUUUGUGACAGCGAGGCUCAAUGAGUCUAUUGGAGAAGGAGCUCCGCUGCCUGUCCAGUGUGUGGUGGAGAGGACGGGCAGGGUUUAUCCAUGAUAGAUAACGGUUUGUUCAUUGUCCUUCUCUCCAACACACCUUCAACAGUGUGCAACACAAAGUCUGGCAUUUAUUCCUCAUUAUAUUACCCAUUUUCCCCGCUGAUAAUUUUGCAUUGAUAAUGACUGAACUUUUAUUUUUGGUAUAAGUUUUUGCUUUAAAUGUUGUUAGUGUUACAGUAGGCAAAAAGUAAACCGACUCCGAGAAGGGUUUAUUCAGGAACUCUAUAAGUAAAAGUAAAAUAUUGUAGUAGCUUAUCGGUUCAGCCAGAACAUAUCACUGUUUUAAUACAGGCUGUAUUCCCAUUGGAGUGGUCCAAAGUGACACUGAUGUAGAUGUAUUUAUUUCCAAGUGCAGACUAUGAAGUGUACAUUAUGUAGGCUACAAGAAAAUAUGUUUAAAGCUUGAGCAUGCAGUUUGCACUGUAUUUUAUAUGAAGACUUUAUGUAAAAAAAAAGAAGAAAAAAAGAAGGGUGGCUGAGCUUUUUUGUAAUGGGAGCUUCACAGAAAAUAUGUGUUUCCAUGUACUGUAUUUAACAAUAUGCUGUAAUGGUGAGAAACGACUGACUGACAUUAAGUGCCUCUGAUGGUCCUUCAUAUUCCUUCUGCGAGGAGUAUGCAGAAUGUCUGUUGUUUCUGGAUUUUAAACAAAAUAAGUGAUGCUUUUUAAAAGCACUUGUGGCUUUUACUUUUUGAUGGUCUAUCUUGGCUUGCAGUUGAGCUGUGCCUUUUUCCAUUGGUGUCUUCAGACGUGAAGCUUUUUAAAUUCUUGAAAUUGUGAACAGAGAAAACAAAUCUAGUCCAAAAUAACUGCUUGGACAAUUCACAAAAACAAGACCCACCCCUCUGAUAAGCCUGCAGCUUCCUGCAAUCAAAUUGUUUAUGGAAUAAAAUGUUCUUGUUAUAAUAAUGAGCCUGUCAGUGACUGUAAGAUCUCACUGAAAUGAGAACUUCAACUAUUUUGAGGUUGAGUUGUACAAAUGGGAGUUUUAUUAUUAGUUUUCUUAUUCUAUUGCACUUUUUCUCUGUCAAAAUGAUCGUCCAGCACAUCUUCCCUCACAUGGUGCAUGGAAUAACCCAGUCUCACUUACAGAACUACAACAGAUUCAAUUUUGUAAUAAAGCCAUCAGUUUUAUUUAAAUUAUUACAUAUCCUACUAUGUAGAAAUUGAUCGGAUCAUCUAAAAGACAUUGAUCUUUAGAAUGUAUUUUUGAUAUUUUAUAUUUCAAAUGAGUCUUUUUAUGUGAUUGGUAUCAUCCUAUACUGUCUGUUUAUAUCUAAAUUGUUUUCCCCCUUUCGUGUUAAGACCUUGGUUAACAUCCCUUCUAUGUAGAUUGGAACUAUACCGUUAUUUGGUUCUGAAGUGUGACUGGUAACGGUAUCAUGACCAUCGAUAUCGAUUAUUCAUGCAGUGCAAAAAAAAUUUGUAUGUGAAAAAGCUAAUACAUGCAAUGUGCAGCAUGUUGUGAAUGUAUGAAUGUAAGAAUAUUAUUGUUAGAAUUAACUAUAUAUGUUCCAGUUUGACCAUAUAUGAACCUAUUUUUCUACUGUGUUUAGUUUUGGUUAUGUUUUCUUUAAAAAAUGCAGCAGGAAUUUCAUUAAAAAAAUCGACUUCUUCUUCA